Messenger RNA from Aspergillus japonicus CBS 114.51, 568 nucleotides. RefSeq lists its product as uncharacterized. The record is from RefSeq and is a predicted model, not a curated record. The transcript has a single exon. The coding region runs from base 133 to 525 and encodes 130 amino acids. NCBI's taxonomy places the organism in Eukaryota, Fungi, Ascomycota, Eurotiomycetes, Eurotiales, Aspergillaceae.
AGGCCCACUGCCAGGUAAGACAGCCUAAGUGACUUCACUGGAUCUGGAAAGGAAUGAGGUUUGCGUGAGUGGGGGACUUUUUUCUUUUUUUCUUUUUCUUUUCUCUAUUUUCCCAUCUGAAUAUAUUGGUCAAUGUUUCCUUAUUCCUUCUUCUCUCUCGCGUUCCCCCUCUUUCCUCCUAAUGGGAGAGGUUUUCUGUGGCUGGAUGAUCGGCCAGGCCUGCAGGAAGCUAGUUGGUCCAGAUGUGAUAUGCACGGUGCUGAAAUAAGCCGCCAAGAAGAGAUCAUUGGUAGUGUCCGAGUGAGAUUUUCCCCUCGAAGCCAGUCAUUGAAGGACUGUAAUUUCUGGGUACAGAGUCAGUCCCUAGUGGAGGAUGGAUGUCGUGCAGGAUGUGCCCGCGGGAUGCGGCGCGAAUCCCAUAGUAACCUUGAACAGGGGGUGGGGGGAGGGGGUUCGAGAGUCAAGAGUCAAAGACUCAAGACAAGACUGGGACGCGAAGGACGUUGCAUUUCAAGCCAGGGUUAAAACUGACUUGAAGGGCUGGGCCCGCUGAUUGGAAUAAUGAUCU